AUGCCUUGUUCACCAAUAUCACCGACUGUCGGGAUCACCACCGAAGCUCUGGACUUAUACCGUGUAGCACAUCUUAGGAGCCCUCAAUUGUCUAUCCAGGCUUUCGUCAAGACUAUGUGCGACUUACAUGGUUUUCCACAGACAUCUAUCUCGACAAUUCUCGAUUGCGUUCGAUUAUAUCUUCAAGUUCGACGCUCCGUGGCAGCCAUGGUAGCCGAAUCGUUACGACACAACACGCCUGAUUGGCACGUGAAACACGCCUGUCCCGCAUGUACAUAUAAACUGACGGAUGAACCCGAGUUGACAUUUAGCUUACUCUACGCUAUGGACGAACUUCCAACAGGGCAGCAACUGGCAAGUGACCGCUACCUAUCCCGCACUUUUGUAGAUCAGUUCGCGCAGGACUCCACUACUGCAGGUGAUGAGGACGCACAUCUCGAGAACUUGUGCGAAGCACGCUGGAAGAACAUGGACGAUACGAAGACCAAGAAAGCAUGGGGCAUUUACGAUGAAACGGGCAUUUUUUGUGGCCGUGUGCCGCCACGGAUUCUCUCUCCUUGUUGCAGAUAUGGUACAGAGCGGGGAGCUUAUCCUCUAGCCAUUGUCUCAAAGUUGCUGGACGUAUUUGGAAGCAAUCUGGGCGGUGGAUAUGACAUUGGAUGUCAAUUCAAGACCACGCUUGACAACAGUUCCCUCGGACCCCUCGCACGGUCUAUGCAUCACACUUGUCUUGUCGGCGCCUUCCACGGACAUGCGCACCGGCGAUUGUGCCAACUGUACUCGCUUACCACUUACAUCAAAGGUUUAGGACUCGAAGAUCUCGAGACUUGCGAACAGACGUUUUCAAAAUCCAAUUCCUUAGCGUCGGCACUACGGUACGCAAGCGUCUUCCAUAGACAACAGGCCAUCGACACCUACUUCGAGCACAAUGAUGAUUUUGAAGUCUACGCUAAUCUUUCCGACUUUUUAUACAACAAUUACAAGCAGGCGCUUGAUAUCUUGAGCGACGGAGACGCGACCCUACCAAACCUUAUGCGAGAUCUCAAAGUUACGGACGUAGCAGUUUUCGAGGGCUGGCUGGCGGAAGAAAAGGUAUAUCUUCAAAGUCUGACGCGAGAACCCGAGGUCGAAACUCUGCAGAUGGAAUAUUGGCAGAAGUUAGUUAAUCUUACUGCGAGCGAGGAAAUUCUACGCGCUUCAAUGACAUCAUUCCAGGGCUCAUCGCACCUCGAGGCUGUGCCAUACGAUGCGCACGUCAAGAAUACUCGCAACGCUGAGACUGCCCAACGGCAUGCUUUGGAGGACCAUGAGAGAUAUUUGAAGCUCGUCCAGGCACUGGAGUGCAAGCUCGAGGUCGAGAAACGCUGGACUCCGCACGAUGGAGAGUGGCAGAGGGUUGGGAGGCUCGUGGCCAAUCGGAAAUACCAGCGUGCCCUGGACCGUCUCGAAGGAUUAAUUGUGGCACGCAUAUUUGAGCUAACGAGGAUGAACCGUGCGGGCACAGGCUACAAACUGCGAAAGCAUAUCGCUAAGGCGUUACAAAUGUGUUCCGUCGCCAUCAGAACUGCCCUCACCACAUACAACACUAUUGCUGGGUCAAUGCACCCUCCCCGCCGGACGCUUAAGUGGGAUGAGGUCGUAGAGUAUGCGUUCCUCGCAGACUUCGACUUACUACGUGAUACGUGCACGGACAUAUCUCGACACCCGUGGUCAUCGACCGCUGCUUGUAGCGUGAUGGACCUCUACUUCAAAACGUGUCGUGCUUGUGAAGAGAUCGAGCGUCUCGAUAUUGAGGUACGACGCCUCAUUACCUAUAUACGCGAUGAAGAGAGGUAUCUACGGGAAUGCGAGAAUCAGUUACAAGCCACCAGCCCAGCCCUUGCACAUCAAAUCGCCAUCCACCGAAACACUCGAGGUCGCUUCAACUCACGACAUCUCAAACGACUCUACGACAUUUCGAAGCUUCCAGGUUUCAGAGGGACGCUAACCCCUGGUGUCAGUGCGAACACAAGUCCCGGCGAGAGCGCGAGUAUAGCUAAUGCACAGAUCCCCACCCGCAUGAUUGUUCAACCCCCGCCUGUUCAUCACACCGCAUCGUCCUUAGCCGUAGACACCCAGGAUGACCUGGAUGAUGAGGAGGAAGAGGACGAGGUAGUGGAGCAAGUAUCUAGGAGUUUACAGGACGUCCUCCUUGUUGCGGAUGACUUUUCACGCCUUGGAAUUCAUGGUGAUGCUGAGGAGUAG
Molecule: messenger RNA, 2244 nt
Organism: Suillus clintonianus
Lineage: Eukaryota; Fungi; Basidiomycota; Agaricomycetes; Boletales; Suillaceae
Exons: 8
Coding region: 1-2244 (747 amino acids)
Source: RefSeq, a predicted model, not a curated record